Molecule: messenger RNA, 1554 nt
Organism: Rhinocladiella mackenziei CBS 650.93
Lineage: Eukaryota; Fungi; Ascomycota; Eurotiomycetes; Chaetothyriales; Herpotrichiellaceae
Exons: 4
Coding region: 1-1554 (517 amino acids)
Biological process (GO): transmembrane transport; carbohydrate transport
Cellular component (GO): membrane
Molecular function (GO): carbohydrate:proton symporter activity
Source: RefSeq, a predicted model, not a curated record
AUGGUCAAUGAUCAAGAUAUCGUAGGAGAAGCCCUGGCCAAGGUGCUCCCCCAUUAUGAAAAGGCAUGGUUCAAAAUUCCUCACCUCCUUAAGCUGAACCUCAUUUUGUUGGUCCCACUGCUUUCGUCGGCGGUGGCAGGUUACGAUGGCUCCAUGAUGAAUGGCCUUCAAGCAACAAGCUCGUGGAAAUCAUAUUUCAAUCACCCAUCAGGCUCGGUUCUAGGUGUGAUCAACGCCGCGCAAUCAAUCGGCUCAGUAGUCAUUCUCCCCAUCGUCGGCACCCUUUCAGACAAGCUCGGUCGCAGAUGGACACUAUUUACCGGCAUUAUUACUAUCAUCGUCGCCUCCAUCAUCCAAGCCGCCUCUGUGAAUUAUGCCAUGUUCGUCGUUUCGCGUAUCAUCGUUGGAUGCGGCGGCAUGCUCGUGACCCAGCCUUCUCCCAUGCUGAUUUCCGAACUCUGCUUCCCCACGCACAGAGGCAAAUACACAUCUCUGUUCUGGACCUGCUACUACUUCGGCGCCAUCCUCGCUGCAUGGAGCACGUACGGGACACAAAAACACAUCGGCAACAGCGACUGGGCAUGGCGUGCUCCUUCCAUCCUGCAAGCAGCUUACCCUCUCAUCCAACUCUGUUUCUUCUGGUUCGUGCCAGAAUCGCCCCGUUGGUUCAUUGCAAAUGGAAAACCCGCUGAGGCUAGACGAAUCCUCGCCCGUUACCACACCGGCGGAGAUUCGAACCAUGAACUCAUCGAGUUUGAAAUGGCCGAGAUCUCCCAGGCAAUUGAGGCUGAGCGAGAAGCUGCAUCGACCAAAUGGUCCUCUCUGGUCUCUACAUCAGGAAACCGACGCCGAACAUUCAUCGUUGUCUGUGUUGGCGCUUUCGCUCAAUGGAACGGUGUCGCUGUUGUGUCGUACUAUCUAACUUUGGUUCUUGACACUGUUGGCAUCAAGGAUCCCGAUACUCAAGUCCUGAUCAACGGUCUUCUUCAAAUCUUCAACUUUUGGGCUGCUGCCAGCGCCGCCUUCCUAGUCGAUCGACUCGGCCGGCGCACCUUAUUCAACUGGUCUGGCAUCGGCAUGCUGAUCUCCUUCGUCAUCUGGACCGCUUGUUCUGCCGUCUUCGAUGAGCAAGGCAAUAAAGGCGCUGGAAUCUCUGUCGUGGCUUUCAUUUUUAUAUACUUCUUCCACUACGACAUCUGCUACACGCCCUUACUCUUCGGCUACAGCACCGAAAUCCUCCCCUAUUCGCUGCGCGCCAAGGGUCUUACGGCGGAAAUGCUCUCUAUCUACGGCUCCCUCGUGAUUCUGGCCUUUGUCAACCCCAUCGCACUAGACAAUAUCGGCUGGCACUACUACAUUGUGUUCUGCGUUAUUCUUGUCUUCAUCGUGGUGAUUACGUGGUUCUUCUUCCCCGAGACAAAGGGACAUAGUUUGGAAGAGAUCGCGGAGAUCUUCGAUGGAGAGAGGCCUAGGCCGAUGGUUGAUAGUCUUGUGGCGGAAAAACAGGAGAAUAGUGGGGGGGCAAUUGAUGUCGAGCAUGUGACGAAGGUUUGA